Messenger RNA from Folsomia candida, 664 nucleotides. RefSeq names its product glycine-rich protein 2. The record is from RefSeq and is a predicted model, not a curated record. The coding region runs from base 123 to 386 and encodes 87 amino acids. Lineage: Eukaryota; Metazoa; Arthropoda; Collembola; Entomobryomorpha; Isotomidae. The transcript has 4 exons.
GCAUGUACUUGGAUUGCAAAUAAACAGGGGCGAGUAUAAAUACGGGAUCGAUUCUGUGUAAAAAAUAUCACUUUCAUUCAGUCCUCAUCCGUUCAACAGCUUUGCAAAAGAAAGAAAAAACAAUGAACAAAACGAUCCUCUCCAUUUUCGUGGUGCUUGUCGCCAUCGCGGUUGUCCAUGCUGGCAACGAGGUGACCAAAACGGUCGAAUUUACCCCACCGGCGAGCAUCGUGGAGGGUUUGAAGCGUCUCAAGAGAGGAUAUGGCGGAGGUGGUGGAGGUGGACACGGACACGGACCUGGUUCCGGGGGUGGUGCCGCUGGCCCCGUUUACAUCUGUGGUUACAUCGGUAGCAAGGAAGGCUAUGGUGGAGGAUAUGGACGUUAAGUCUCCAAAAUAGCAACCAAUAUUUUCGGUGACGACCAAAGAACUGUCAAAAAUCGGACCUCCACAACAUUAAUCCUCAUCAUACCGACCUCAAUCUCAAUUGAAAAACAAAAACCUCAGUCAUAUUUUUGUCUCAUAAUUAAUUUACGUGACAAAAUUUAGUCAUUUUAUCCGUCACGAUACAUACAAUUCGUUAAAACAAAAAACCAAAGCAUUUGUUGAAUAAUUUUUAUUGUAGGAAGAAAAAAAUAAGGUUUAGAAAUAAUUGUUGAAAUAUU